Molecule: messenger RNA, 2274 nt
Organism: Mauremys mutica (yellowpond turtle)
Lineage: Eukaryota; Metazoa; Chordata; Testudines; Geoemydidae
Gene: TLDC2
Product: TBC/LysM-associated domain containing 2
Exons: 6
Coding region: 213-980 (255 amino acids)
Biological process (GO): response to oxidative stress
Cellular component (GO): nucleus
Source: RefSeq, a predicted model, not a curated record
UUCAUGUACAGUUACAAAGAGUUCAAAGUCCUUUAAACUCCUUUUUCCAAUUGGAGAGGAGGGGUUUGAUCUGUCUGGUAAACCCUCUGCAGGCACAUGCUAUCCAAUGGGGCCCUGAGCGGUGGAGGCUGCCCAUUGUUGAUGACCUGACUGCUGUACCAGGAGGUGGGAGAGCCCAGGUAGAGGGAAGCAGUAAAAUCUGUGUUGUUUAGAUGGGAGUGUUCUCAAGAGGCCAUUGGCAGGCACCUGCUUUCCCCUCCCCUGGGCAGCUCUCGGCAGUGAGCACAGCUCCAUACACCUGCUGCCGGACUCACCCACACACCAUGAAAGCUCUCCGGGGCCGCUACACUCUCCUGACUGGCUGCCCGGAGGAAGCCCAGCCCCUGCAGUGUGUCGAGACUGCUGAGCAGGAGGACCCAGGCCGGGCAGGCACGGGAGUGACAGCAUCACCCCCGGAGGAGCCCUACCAGCUGGUGCUGAAUGGAGAGAGCAACGUCCUGCGUGCAGAGCAGGUCCAGCAGCUGGUGCCCCACCUUCCGCCAAGAGUGACCGGGUACCCUUGGAACCUGCUCUACUGCACCGCCAGGGAUGGGUUUAGCCUGAAGAGCAUGUACAGGAGUAUGAACAAGCUGAGUUCUCCUGUGCUGCUGGUCAUCCGAGAUACCGAUGGGCAGACGUUUGGGGCCUUCUCCUCCACUGCCAUCCGACUCAGCAGCUGCUUUUAUGGCACAGGGGAGACUUUUCUCUUCUCCUUCUCCCCGGAGUUAAAGGUGUUUAAGUGGACAGGCACCAACACUUUCUUCAUGAAAGGCGAUGCAGAUUUGCUAGUGAUUGGCGGAGGCAGUGGCAAAUUCGGCCUGUGGCUGGAUGGGGACCUGUACCAUGGGGGAAGCCACCGAUGUGAGACAUUUGACAACGAAAUCCUGUCGCCCCAGGAGCAGUUCUUUAUUCGGGACCUGGAGGUUUGGGCCUUGACCUGAGCCCACCACACCGGGGGCCGUGGGAACUGACUGCUCUCACAUGGACCCUGGCUGGGCCUGGCAGCUGUUCCCAGCAGUGUCUGGAACCCUUCCAGAAGGUGGUGCUCAGCCCCUCUUCCCCUUAUGCACAAGGCUUUGCCAGGCUGUGCUCCUUUCUCCUCCCCGGCCAGCACUCACGCUCCAGAGAGGGCAGCAGGGCGUUCCCACCCAUUUUCCUGUCAGGGUGCUCACCCUGCGGGGCAUCAGAGCAGCCCUAGUGGGUGGCUCCACAAGCACUGGAUUUCAAUGCAAACGGAAUCUCACAGGCAACUGGGCAAUUUAAAAAUUAAAUUCCCAUGUGAAGCGACUGAGUGUUAGCAGCAGGGGAGCUGCCUGCUGGGACAUGCCCUGCCGUGAACUUGGGAAGUGAGCUCAGCUGUUGUUCACAGUGAGUGAGGGCAACCUCCCCUCCCCCGUGGCAGAGACAGCAGGGGCAGCAUGAGGGUAUUGACAUGGGCUUGCUCGGCCCUGCCAGCGUUUAGAGCUCCAUGAGAUGUGAGGGCUAGGGCUCCUCCCCCAUCCCUGCUCUCAGAGAAGCUUAGUGAAGUUAGGCCAAGACCAGUAUCGGUGGUGCCUGAAAAGCUACAUGAAAGGGGCACAAGGACCACACGUUUUUCUGUUGCUUGUAACGAGAUGGGCCUGAAUCAAAGCCCUGAUCCCAGCACCCCAAGUUGCAGGACAGCUUCCCAGUCACUGUUUCCCCCUGCCCCAGCAACAUCUGACUUAGCCAGGUAUUUGGGCACAUUCCCCCCAAACAAAACACUGCCACUGUCUCCUGUCCCUAACAGGCCAAAACAAAUCCCACAGCAAAAUCCCUCCUGACUCCUCCUCCCAUGGUCAGGGCCUGAGCAGGGCCUGAGCAGAGCAUGGCAGCUGGCACCAAUGCCUAGAGACUACCACUGUGGACCCAGAGAGCCUGCAGCACUGAUGAGCUGUUGGCUUGAUAUGGCAUCAGACUUCUCACCCACAGCCAGAUGACUAGGAGCUAGCUGGAAACGGCAGCACUGCUUCCAGGCAACUGUGAACUCUGUUCAGACUCCGGAGGCUUAAAGCACAUGGGAUUCAGCAUUUGGAUCCCCUCACAGCAAGCUGAACCCCAAGAGGUGAGGAGUUGGUGGCUGUCAUGGAUUUAGUCUGUCAAGGACUGUAUGGCUCCACCUAUUCAAACACCAGAGUUGCUUGUAAAACUUGAAUAGGCAGAAGAAUCCAAAUCAGACGCUCUGGGAUCAGAGCAAGGGAAGCACAGAGAGGUUUA